AUGAACGAGAACGUGAGCGAGAAGAGCGCGUACACUAUCCCAGAAGAGUUGGACGGUGAGAGUCCAAAGCAGGAACUUUUAAGUUACAACAAGACAGAAGACUACGUCUCGAGAAGAGUGCUUCUUCUUCUAAGAGACCGUUAUUCUAGAGAGAUGAAACUUCUGCCAUUUCAGCUGAUUACCAAUUAUACCUUCAAUUUAAGGUCAGACUUCCUGUCCGAUUAUGUACAGCUUAAGCUUGAUGGAGAUAAAACUGACCCAGUCACCAGUUUAAUGGGUAAAAGACAUCUUUAUAUGACUGGAGUGAUACUGGAUAAUUCCAUGGAGUUGCUGUAUAACAAGUUCAGAUUUGGAUUUCACCUAUCUUCAGUACUUAACAAGGGGACUUUCGGGAACCUUUUCACCCGAUUCGACGUCAGCAGAGACAUAUCAGAAACAGUAGAACUUCGAGUUAGCGCUGAUGCAACAGGCUUCAUGAACCCAAAGCUGUUUCUGAUGAGUCUGAGGAAGAAGUUUAAUGACACCUUUUGGUCCUCCUUCAUACUCACGCUGUCCAGCAGUUUUAUCCCAAACCUGUACGCCAUUUUCCACAAGAACAUUAAUAAACGCCAUUCAAUAGAGCUCACAGUUACCAACGGACUAUACCUAAACUAUCACUAUUUGAAAGUCAUUAGCAAGUAUACCAAGGUUAACUUUAAGGCCAUAGCCUCCCCAGAUAAUAUCGGAAUUGAACUAAGAAGUAAGACCUUGAACGUCUUUGGGACGACUUUAGGUGCCUUAAUUCGACUAUGUCUGAUGAACGGUUUGAGCUUCGAGUGGUUCUUUAGAACGUUUGUCGAGUCCAGUUACUUGGGGAUCAUGAAGGUCGAGUACAGGCUAAGCCUCGUGAAUAAUAAGGUGAUACUGCACCUCAAGGGCAUUAUCAACAACUCGAAGGUAAACAUACCAGUGCUCCUGUUUAAAGGAGACCAAAACCUCGCCAUAUACGUCAUUUCUUCCUUGACAAUCAUUACUCUUUCGUUACCCCUGUUUUACUCAACACUCCGGUCAUUAUAUCACGGGACGUGUGGAGUAGUUAGCCACUACACUAACAAGUGGCAGACUCAAACCCCAGAAAACGAAGGAAUUGUGAGCCGAAUAAGCAGCAUAAUGACAAAUGAAGAAGGUGGAAUUGGCCUCAACGACCUCGACACUGUCACUAAAACCUACUACAAAAACCCGCUAAGGCAUAAUUUUUACUCCUCUUUCCCUCAGUUUUUCUCAACCACCAACUACUACGGCUUUUCUAUCGACAAUGGUUCUGACACUUCCUCACCACUCGUUACGAGUAACCAGCUGGAGGGAAACUUAAACUAUGAACUGAAACAUAUUAAAUAUUACCACUAUAACCCCUCGAUACCUGAGAGAAGCGGGUUACAUGAUGGAGAUGCUGUUCAAGUUAGAAAUGACGAGGAAAUUGUGACCUCUAGUGAGGAAAUGAGUAUGGUAUUGGAGGAGAACAGCAAGUUGUAUAACAUGGCUAAAUCGAAUUAUUUUAAAGAGUUAGAGAAAAAGGGCUUAUUGGUAUUAUUUGCCCUUUAUGGUCACCCCAGAUUACUUGAUUACGUAAACUCUCACCAUAAGUCUAUCCACUUUACCUUCAACAAAUACACCACUUACGAAGAUGAGCUUGAAAAACUACUUAGAAAUUCUGCUUUGGACCUUGACUCUUCACUUGUUAUCAACGUAACUAAUGUUCUCAUGUCAAAGGUCAAUGAAUCCUGUUUAUACCUUUCAAGCAGUAAUAAAGAAUCUUUAAUUGGUUUCACUAAUCCACACCUUCAUUUGUCCGUUAAGCCCAAAUUACUCAUUGUGUAUCACUUAAAUACACCAAAUAGUUACAUUAUCAAUCACAAUUAUCACUGA
Messenger RNA from Theileria annulata, 1905 nucleotides. RefSeq lists its product as uncharacterized. Bases 1 to 1905 code for a protein of 634 amino acids. NCBI's taxonomy places the organism in Eukaryota, Apicomplexa, Aconoidasida, Piroplasmida, Theileriidae. The transcript has a single exon. The record is from RefSeq and is a predicted model, not a curated record.